Electrophorus electricus (electric eel) is the source of this 3212-nucleotide messenger RNA. RefSeq names its product dipeptidase 2 (gene dpep2). The record is from RefSeq and is a predicted model, not a curated record. Gene Ontology annotation, biological process: proteolysis. Gene Ontology annotation, molecular function: metallodipeptidase activity. NCBI's taxonomy places the organism in Eukaryota, Metazoa, Chordata, Actinopteri, Gymnotiformes, Gymnotidae.
AGAAGUUCAGAAGCAGCAAGCCGUCUCCUUUUGUAAACGCGAUCUGUGAGCAGCCGCACCGGAGCAUGCUGAAGGGUCCGGGCACGUGGAAGCUAUGGCUGGGCUCCGUUUUACUUCUCGUGCUCAAAGAAGUGCAGUCACAUUGCAGUUUUUACAGCUCAGCGCUGGAACUGAUGUCAAAACACCGACUGAUAGAUGGACACAAUGACCUUGCGCUGCGUCUCAGGAUGUUCCACAGUAACAAACUGAGCCGACUGGAUCUGUACAACAACACCAGAACCAGCACGGAUAUUACCCGACUCAAAGCUGCUCACAUCGGAGGGCAGAUGUUUGCGGCAUAUGUGAUGUGUACGACUCAGGACAAGGAUGCAGUCCGACUGACCCUGGAACAGAUCGAUGUGAUACGCCGCAUGUGUACUGAAUACCCGGAGCUGGAGCUGGUCACCACGGCUGAGGACCUAAGGAAAACGAAGAAAAUGGCCUGUCUCAUCAGUGUUGAAGGUGGCCAUUCCAUUGACAGCAGUAUACCAGUUUUGCGGAUGUUUUACCAACUCGGAGUGCGAUCGGUGACUCUCACCCAUAACUGCAACACACCUUGGGCGGAGACGUCGUCGGGAUAUUACCCUAACUUCUACUCUAAGAGACAGAACAACAGCCUAACAGACUUCGGUAAGGCGGUGGUUGACGAGAUGAACAGACUGGGGAUGCUGAUCGACCUGUCCCACACGUCAUGGGCCACGGCACACGCGGUACUGCAGCGUUCCAGAGCCCCUGUCAUCUUCAGCCACUCCUCCUCCUACACCGUCUGCAACCACAGCCGCAACGUUCCAGACAACCUGCUCCAGAUGCUGAAGGAAAAUGGAGGCCUCAUCAUGGUGAACUUCCACAGUGCUUUCAUAGCCUGCAAACAAGAAGCAAGCAUCUCUUUAGUAGCCGAUCACUUUGACUAUCUAAGGCGCGUGGUAGGAGCAGAGAGUAUUGGCAUCGGAGGAGACUACGACGGGGCCACUGGCUUUCCUCCGGGUCUGGAGGACGUGUCGAAGUACCCUGCUCUGAUAUGUGAGCUGCUGAGGCGGAACUGGACCGUGGAAGAGCUGGCACGCGUGCUCAGGCUCAACUUUCUCAGGGUGUUCGACAGUGUGGAGAAGAUACGUGAUGAGAUGUCCAGCGUCACUCCCAGUGAGGUCGACAUCCCCUUUGCGGAGGCCGACCACUACUGUCGUUCUGUGCUCAAGCCACCAAAGAUUUCCAGAGACAUGAACCUGCUCCAGGAGAGGGGAGGCGCGCUCUCCCCAUCACUGAGCCCUCUGAGCUGGGCUCUGCUCCUCCUCACUUUACUGCAUCCAUACAGCAGCACCGUCAUUUCGGGAUGAGUGACGUCAGUGUAGGUGUACUGCUACCGACCUGGUGAUCGCUUAGAAACUGGUAACGGCUUCUGUCCCUCGCGACCCUCUACUAGGACAGCGAGAGAGUGUAAUGUACAAAAUCGGAGAACACCACUCCCACCACCCCUGGCUGUGCUGGUGUUCAAGAGUUUGCAACAGAACCAACAGCCUGCUGUCUGGAACUAUAUCUACAACGUGAGCUCUGUAGUCUCCAGCUAGUGUCUGCUCUUGUGUUAUGUAAACAGCUUUUCCUGUAGCAAAAUACUUCUGAAGCACUUUUAUUUAUUUAUUAUUAGUUGCAUUUAUAUAGCUCCUUUUUCAAACUCAAAUAUCACUCUUUAAAAAAACCCAAAACCCAUUAUUUUAUUUUGUAUGUAUACUCUAUUAUUUCUAAAGUAUUUAAAGGUUCUUUCUCCUAAAUAACAAGAUAACAAGACACAUUUAAAUAUGAAUAUAAAGAAUUAUUUCAUAAUGGAAUAACUGAAACUAGAGUCAUUCUGGACUGCACCUUGGCUGUACGUUCUGGACAUAUUUGGACACUUCCGAGCACACAAUGGGGAUUCCACACACAUUUCAUACUGAUUCCCAUGUUUAUUCUGAAUUUGCCGUUUACACAUGUUUACUUCUACAUGUGAAGUUUCAGCUCAUGGUGUUUGAAGCACAGAAACAGCUCAGGUCUGCACCUGCUGUUCUGUCUGUCUGUUCCACAAAUUAUUUUAUUUAUUGUCAUUAUGUAACACAGGCCUUUACUGUGCUUCAAAAAACAAAAAAAUAAAUCAUAUACAUACUCCAUAUCAAUGGUGAACUUGAGUGUGUAUUUGACUUUGAAAGCAUAUUUUAUUUAAAUAUUUUUUUAAAACAUUCUCCCUUUCAAAUAUCCAAAAGGUCAAGUAUAAAAGGCAUAAUUUAUAAGUUUUGUAUCUCUUUACCCAUCUGAACAAACUUCCCCCUCCUAUUUUUAGAGUUCUCUCAUUAUCUACAAUCUGAUGCUCUGUAUACAAUGAGGGCGAAAAGGAAAAAUAAAUAAUAUAAAUAACACACAACUUCCCCACUACCAUCUGAACUUGGCACUCCUGUUCAGGUGAGCUAACGUGUUUGCACCAUAUCUGAACUGGUUUAAUAUUAACUGGCAAUAUUCUGAUCAGUGGAUUUGAAUACGUAUUCAAGAAGGAGACAGUGCUGUCUCUGUGUCCAGACACCUACAACAUCUAUGUUUUUGUCUCAGUACUGGUAUGAGUUGCAAUGGCCCCUGUGCUCUGCUGCAACUCCCCAAUGGGCCUCAUGCAAGAACAUUCUCAUGUUUUUACCGUAAACUCUCUUAAGCAAUUUCUUAAGCAAUUUCAGGUAAUCUUGUAUUUACAUCCUGACUCAGUCUGUCCUGGCAUCCGUAAUCAGUAGAUAAAAACACAAAACAGUUUGGCUACAUAACCAAUCAGGAAUCGUGUCAUUUGUUUUUACUGCACAUGCAAGGUAUGAUGAGCAUGAUGUUUGCAUGGACUUUGAGAAAAAGGCUUUGGGGAAAGUUCUGGAUAUACGGUGUAGGACUGAUGAGCAGCUGUUCUGGUGGUUACACCUAGCAGAAGUGUUAGAGCUGUAAAAUCCUUUACACUCUACGCUUUUCAUAUAGUUGUACAACUGUGACAAUUUGAUCAAAUGCUCAUAACUGUAAAGCAUAGCAUAUUUGAGAGUUAAAUACCAUUAGCAAAUGAAACUCAACUACAAACCCUGAAUGGGAUGAUAUAAUUAAUGAUCAAGUGUGUUUGGGGGUGGGUGGGGGGCUGUGUGUGUGUGUGUGUGUGUGUGUGUGUGUGUGUGUGUGUGUGUGUG